This is a messenger RNA of Linepithema humile (Argentine ant), 1652 nucleotides long. RefSeq lists its product as uncharacterized. The record is from RefSeq and is a predicted model, not a curated record. NCBI's taxonomy places the organism in Eukaryota, Metazoa, Arthropoda, Insecta, Hymenoptera, Formicidae.
AAGCGAUUCUUGCUGAUGAUGCUCGGUUUCGGAGUCACGUCUCCCGGAUUCCGAUUGCGUUCGACGCGGAUAUUCGUGAUUGUUAUUCCAUUUGUCGAACACGACUUUUUUAAUUUUUAAAUUGACCGUGAAAGUCGUGUCAUCGUUCGCUACGUGCGAUUUUACACGCUUUACGCGCUGUCUUUUCUUGUAAAUAAACGUCAAUAACGGGUCGAAUGAGCGACGAAAGGCUGUGGUCGCGUUGAAUUUUUAUGCUGCCGAAAAUGCCACUGGCUCGGACAACGGUCUCGAUGUGGUGAAAUCGCAGCUGGAAAAAUCGUGAACGAAGCGCGUACGCGCUCGAACAAAACGCGCUGGCGGAAAUUCAAGAGAACGACAAAGAGACCGACAUCGCGGAGUCGAAUGUCGGAGAGUUAUGCACGAACAUGGACAAACAUGAAAUUCUUCUCUUUCCGCCUUUUCCAAGCGCCAGUAAAGAACGCACCAGGAAAAAACUUUGGCGAAAUGCGGUAGAAGUAGUUGCGAGCGACGACGAGGACUCGGACAUGGAUGAGCACGAGUGUGCUUUCUUUCCGGCUAAGCGACAUUGCACGCAAUUGUCUGGCAAUUUGUCUAGCACAAUUGUCGACGAAACUCGUUCAGAUACGGAGCAACACACAAGUGCAAAUAUGGAGAAAACAGCCAGCAAUGUAGAAAAUAUUGAAUAUGAUGAAAUUAUAUACCAAAUACAAGUUGAGGAAAAACUCAAAUUAUGGCAGGCUUUCCAGGAAGAAGAAGGGUCUAUGGACAAUAGCAUUAAUGAAGUUUUGGCUUACUACAGGACGAUGCAUCCACCAUUAGAGGAAGAUUCUGUCGGUUCCAGAUACCCUUUAUCGUACAGAAGUAAUGAUAUGGAAGACACAGCGGUGACAAUGGCAAUACGCAAUCAUGGGUUAGUCCAAUCAGCCGAGCUCGCUCUCCAGCCACAUUAUUGUAAAUGUAUAGGUGUGGAUUGUUCGUUUUCGUCAAAAUGUAUGUAUGAACUUGAGGACUUUCCUUAUGGAGCUGUCUACAGCAAUGUUGAAACGGGAAGAUGCAAUGCGUUGGAUACGUUGGAUGCGGAUAAAGUAUAUGAGUGUGAUAAGCCAGAAGAUUUCCUAGAACGCGCCGUAGGAGAGGCAAUUAAGAAGAAAGGUCUGAGUGCUCUGAGUGUGGAUUAUGGUUGAAUAAUGCUGCUUAACGCCCAAUUUUUUGGUGUAUUUAUAUAUAGUAGUAUAGUACAUCUCUAAUUGUUGUGCUCUAUAAACUUGUCACGACUUAUACAUUUUAUUUUAUAUAGUUGAUUUUUAUUAUAUGAUAGUUAUGCGUUUUACAAGCAAUAAUCUCAAAACGUUUUAUACUAUAUAUACAUUCCAAUGUAAUGAUUUGUUUAUGAAGAUUUGAGAAUUAUUUUAUUGAGUAAUUGAGAUAAUAUUAUAUAACGUUACAGUAACAAUUUUCCGAUAUUAAUCUCUUUUUAAUGACUAGCUAUUAAUAGCAUUGAUACCGCAUUAAUUAUAUUUCUGUAUAUAGAAAUAUGUAUAGAAAUGUAAUUGUUGUGUACAUAUAUACAAUAAUUACAUUUAUAUAUAUGUUAAAUCAAAUUAGCUUUGUAAACAAUACAUCCUUGAGAA